AUGCCCGGUGGAUUCAUGUUGAACACCCCAAGUCCAUCUGCUACAGUUGAAGCUGUGAAAAGAAGACAGACUACGCCGAUCGACCGGGAUACAACAUUCUCUGCCUACCUCGACAUUUUGCUACCGCCGAAGAGAAAUAUCAUUCAAAAGAAAUUUGAUGAUAACGAUGGGAUCCCGUGGUCGGAGGAGAGAGUGGUCCGCCGGGUGCUCUACCUCUCACUUAAAGAGUUUAAGACGGCUCAGAAGAGCAAAGUGGAGAAUGGCACUGGAAUAGUUAAUGGCUCCUUUGCAAAUGGUCAUUUGAAUGGUUCGGGACCUAAAGCUGGGCUGUUCGCUGGAAGCUGUAAGUCAGACCGGACACAACAUGCAGUUCAGAGCAAAGACUGCAGCCAUGAGUACUCAAUAGAGGGGCCUGUCAGAAAGAGGCCAAGACUGCAGGCUCAGAGGAAGUUUGCUCAGUCUUAUCCCUCUUCUCCCAAUGCCACCCCGCUGAAAAUGCUGGAGGCCAUGCCCCCGAGCCCAGCCAUGCUCAACCAUCUCACAAGACGCAAACCCAAAACCGAAGACUUCCUUACCUUCCUCUGCCUAAGAGGCUCUCCUGCGUUGCCCAGCAACAUGGCAUACUUUGGUAGUGCUAAAGAUGAUGAAGAUGUAGAUGAGGAAGAGGAAGAGGAAGAGGAAGAAGACAGUGUUAGCAAUGCCCCUGCUUCCUGCCAGUCCACUCCACGCAAGAGCAAAGGACCCAACAAAUGCAUCGCCAAUGGUCAUGUAUUUAAUGGACAGACACGAGCUACUGAGGAACACAAGAGCAGUUUAAGGGCCAGAGGGAGAGACCAUGGGAAGGAGAAGAAUUCUGUAGCAUCAGCUAGGACCUCCACUACACACAAUCUGCGACCCAACAGGGCUGUACGAGAACAAAAACAACAGCCCUCCAAAAUGAACAGAACAUCAGGAGCAUCCGCUGUCAGUUCUAGGAAGACGAGAGAACUCCGUAGUCCCACGACCAAAGCUGUGAAAUACCCCAAGGGCCACGUGACUUACACCAAAGCCAGACUGCUCAAAGAGGCCAAGCUCAGCCUGAGCACACAUACACGCCACACCCACACACACCCUCAGCACUCUAACUCAGGAAAAGCCCAAACCAGCCACGCCAAGAUGCAAAAACAGGUGCUAUCACCAGCAACCGCUGGGAGGCUGUGUGGGACGGACACUUUCCCACCCAGACGAAAUGGACUGAGACAGUCAAAGAGGCAGUUGGAGUUAGCCGGGGAUAGUCUGACCAGAGCAGAGGCCGAGGUUAAGAGGGUCAAAGUGCAAGUGGUUCCCUUGGAGACGCGGAGUAGGAAAGCAGCUCAGGAGACGCCGGUGAGAUCGCAAAUGGCAGGAUCACAACGGCCCAAACGGGCCUCGGCAGGGAAGCUCAUGUUCACUAAACAGAUGCACUGUAAAGCCACCGCUCUGGCCAAGAACAGCCCCACUACCUCAACACGAGACAUUUUGAAGCCAGCCAACUCCCCCAAAAUAUCAGAGACCCCCAAAACAAGCAAUUCUCUAAAACAAGGCAAUCCUUCUAAUACGACUGAGCCCAUCAACCAAGCUGAGCCUAAAGAGCGAGGCCGGCGCAGCGCGGAGGUCACGGAGGUUCCCGUUUUCUGUCCCAGCACAUGCGACUUCCACGACCUGUUGACUUACAUGGAGUUUGUGCGGGGGCAAGCGGAGGCGUAUGGGUUGUACCGGGUUGUUCCGCCGGCAGAUUGGCGUCCUGAGUGUAAGCUUAAAGAGGAGAUGCGCUUCGUCUCGUACGUGCAGCAUGUGCACAAGCUGGGCAGACGCUGGGGCCCAAAUGUACAGCAACUGGCCUGCAUCAGGAGACACCUGCGGACACAAGGCAUUAAUAUGGAAGAGCCUCCACUUAUAGGGGGCUGUGAGCUGGACCUGGCCAGAUUCUUCCGGAUCCUCAAUGAAAUGGGGGGAAUGCAGCAGGUCACAGACCUGAAGACGUGGGGCCGUCUCGCCGAUCUGCUGGGCAUCCCGCGCUCGGCUCAAGAUCGGCUGGCCAAGCUCCAGGAGGCGUACUGCCAGUACCUGCUCUCCUACGACUCUCUGUCCCCAGCCCAGAGGGCCCAGCUGGAGAAGGAAGUGCUGGCGGAGAAAGAGGCCCUGGAGAGAAGAAGUGGGCCCUUAGAGGGCCAGGGAGACAUAUCCCAGCAUGCCGCUCUGCUGCUUCCACGCUGCGAGCCCAAAAAUGGGCUGGUGAAUGGAGCGUUGCACCGCAGCAGAGCGCGUGAGCACCUCAGAGAGCUGGACCCCACGGCAAAGACCACCCGGCCGAGAAGACUAGAGAAGAGAGGGGAGGAUGAAGGGGUGAUAAAUGAACAUUACAAGUGCAUACACAGGGGAAAGUCGUUCUCGCUGACGACAUUCUACAGGGCAGCCAGGAACACUAUGAACACAUGCUUCAGCAAAGAGCCAGACACUGCUGAAGUUGAGAGGGAGUACUGGAGACUGGUUGAGGAAAAGGAAUGCCAUGUUGCUGUGCACUGUGGGAGGGUUGACACAAAGACUCAUGGGAGUGGAUUUCCUGUGGGAAAGUCUGAGCCAUUUUCAAAGCAUGGAUGGAAUCUUACCGUCCUUCCCAAUAGCUCAGGAUCCAUCUUACGUCAUCUUGGUGCUGUGCCAGGAGUGACCAUCCCCUGGCUGAACAUAGGCAUGGUCUUUUCUACCUCAUGCUGGUGUCGGGACCAGAACAGCCUUCCGUAUAUCGAUUACCUACACACUGGUGCUGACUGCAUUUGGUACUGUAUUCCAGCUGAAGAGAAAUCAAAACUUGACAAAGUAGUACACACACUGCUACAGGCUAACGGCACUCCAGGGCUGGAGAUGCUAGAGAGGAACAUUAUGAUUUCUCCAGAGGUGCUCCGUCGAAAGGGAGUUAAAGUGUACCGGACUGUGCAACAGAGUGGCCAGUUCAUGGUAUGUUUUCCAGGGACCUUUGUGUCUAAGGUGUGUUGUGGCUACAGUGUCUCAGAGACCGUGCACUUCGCCAACCCCCAGUGGAUGAAGCUGGGCUACGAGGCAGCUAAGGACCUUAAACGGCGUCGUAUCGAGGAGCCAUUCUCCACAGAGAAACUGCUCUACCAGAUCACUACAUGUGAGCGGGACAACAAGCAGCUCAUGAAUGCAGUCUCCAGUCUCAUCAAAGAUCUCAGGGAUUCAGAGAUUAGCCAGCGCAGGGAUCUGUUCGAGGCCGGGCUCCGUCUGUCUGCACGCUAUGGCACACACUGCGAGUCUCAAGCAGACAAGAAGCAGCAGCGCUCCAGAUUUACAGAAGACACGGCUGACAGGCGCUGCCAAGUGUGUCAGCAUCUGUGUUACCUCUCCAUGGUUGUUCACGAGAGUGACAAUGUGGUUUUCUGUCUGGAAUGUGCUCUACGAUACAUCCAGAAGCGCAGGUCCCCCCGUGGCCUCAAGAUGAUGUUUCGUUACACUGAGGAGCAGAUCAGCGGUCUGGUGAAUCGAGUGUGUGGCAGAGUACUGGAGAAGAGUGGAGUGAAGCAGAAAGCCGUGGGCACCAGCAAGACACCAGCAAAACGAAGCCCCAGAAACAAGAGCUCCGCCCUGAUCCCCCUCUCCAGCGCCGCCUCAAAGAACACCGGCCGCUCCUAACCAGACCGUCAGCGACAUUCCUCCGGGUCUCCUUUUAUAUCAGGUGUUCCUAAUACUUGUGUACAAACACUCUUCAAUACUCUUUGUACCUAGUGUAUAAUAUAUCAAUACAACAAGCUGUUAUAUUGCACUUUUGUAUUACAGAUCCGUGUAGUUACUGGCUGGUUAGUCCAAUAUAUUGAAUGUACAGAGGUUAAAUGUUACAUCGCAUUUCACGUCAAAUAUAAGGGGGCGAAUACACAAUUGUUUGGGGCACCUGACAUAAGGCUAUUGGGUCUCAUCCAUCAAGCACGAAACCUUUUGCACUAGUGUUGAGAUUGGUUUUUAGAUGAGUAUUUUCGGGUUGUUUUAGCAUUAAAUCGAGUAUAGAUAUGCGUAUACAUAGAUAUAAAUAUAUCCUAUACGAUUCCUAUCAUUUGUGUUUAACUGGUGCUGUAGUGACACUUUUCUCCAUCACCCUUAUGGCCUGGUUGUCUCUUGGGCUCACGUUUAUUACAUCUUAAAGCUGUCAGGAACAAGAACCAAAAUGCCCACACUUAUAAAAUAAUAAUAAAUAUUAUAAAAUAAUAAUUGCGGGCUUGACACUUUUACAUAGAUUUGACACUUGAAGGAGCCUGCAAACGUUUCUGAUGCCACCGAUAAGAGAUUUCCUUUGGGAAUUCCCACCUGGAGAUCUCAAGGAACCCCCUUCUUUUAAAAGCACAUUCUGAGGCCUUUUAAUAAAAAUCUUUGAAGUACAAAUAACAAGUUUGAUGCUGAGGGCAGUUUGUACUUGUUUUUAAAGUUACUACGUCAAUUGUAAAUGCACUUUCCCUUUUAUCCCACAAACUUUUGCCCCCGACUUUAUAUUUGUAACUGGUUACCAGUGUUUCUUGAAAAUGCUCCACCUGUUUUGCCGUUAAGAAUGAAAUCUUUAAAUAUCCUUUUAAUUUUCAUAGAAAUAUUAUUGCGAAAUACUAAUAUCUAUCCAAAAAAGCCCCAAAUAUGUUUCUAUGCCAGUAAAUGUUAAAUUGAGCCUUUGAGUUCGGGUCUCUAGGGGUUUGGAUGAGAAGGUCGAGAUGAAGAAAAAGCCUUACUUCUACAUUGGUUUCUUCAUUGAUAUAAAUUAGAUGUUAACAGGGUUGCUACAAAAAACAUACAAAAAAUAAGUGCUGCUUAAAUCACUGAGAAGUAUGUCAUAGUGGUGAUCCCUAGUUUUUUAGCUUUACUUUUUUUAUUCAAAAGGAAAAGUCUUUUACCCAAAAGUAAAGUAUUGUGUAUGCCUAGCUACCCAUUGCACUGACUGUAUCAAAGUCCUGUAAUCAAACAUGGUAGUCGCCCCUUUCCAAAUGACUGAUUUGUAUUAAAGGUUUAAAUAAACUGAACAGUGUUUCC
Molecule: messenger RNA, 5040 nt
Organism: Sinocyclocheilus anshuiensis
Lineage: Eukaryota; Metazoa; Chordata; Actinopteri; Cypriniformes; Cyprinidae
Product: protein Jumonji-like
Exons: 20
Coding region: 1-3666 (1221 amino acids)
Biological process (GO): chromatin remodeling; regulation of gene expression
Cellular component (GO): chromatin; nucleus
Molecular function (GO): DNA binding
Source: RefSeq, a predicted model, not a curated record